Belonocnema kinseyi is the source of this 549-nucleotide messenger RNA. RefSeq lists its product as uncharacterized. Bases 19 to 525 code for a protein of 168 amino acids. Lineage: Eukaryota; Metazoa; Arthropoda; Insecta; Hymenoptera; Cynipidae. The record is from RefSeq and is a predicted model, not a curated record. The transcript has 2 exons.
UUUAUCUGGAUAAAGAAAAUGAAGUUUAUAUUUGGGGUUCUGCUUUUUGCCUUCGCGGUUUUUUUUAAUUCAAUUGAAAAGAGUUUACAGUCUGGAAAAGAACCACCGUUUCCUUUAAAAAGUAAAUGGCGAAUGUCAAUUGGAUUCAAAGGAUUCCCAAAACGUCCAGGAUCUUCAGGGCCAGAAAGAAAUAAUGAAAAUUCUCUUCAAAAUCGUUCAAGAGGUCCUAUAAGACAUGAAAAUCUUUCAUUAGAAAGAGAAAAUAAAAAUAUUUCUGAAGAAAGUCAGCAUCCUGCAAUGCUUCGAUCCCAAUUUCCGAAAGUUCAGACAAGUCCAAAAAAUCAACCACAAGCAGGAGAAAAUAAAAAUCAUUUUGAAGAAUAUACAAAUCCUCCUCAAAAAUAUCAACAUCCUGUAAAACCUUUUUCUAAAUCAAAGUGUUCUUCAAAACCAAAACAUCCUCCAAGAGAUCCUGGUGAUCCUGAUGAUCCUGGAGUCGUGUUCUGGUUACCUCCUUACAAUUGAGAAAACAAGAGACAUAGACAAUUU